Molecule: messenger RNA, 1596 nt
Organism: Sclerotinia sclerotiorum 1980 UF-70
Lineage: Eukaryota; Fungi; Ascomycota; Leotiomycetes; Helotiales; Sclerotiniaceae
Exons: 2
Coding region: 1-1596 (531 amino acids)
Source: RefSeq, a predicted model, not a curated record
AUGGCCUACCAUUCGCCGUCGAAAGCCCAGUUUUGGACUACCUUGCCACCGGCUUUGGAACCUGGUGGUCGUGCUCUUGCCCAUUCACCCUCGCAGUCUCACUUACAGCCAAGCGUGCGUGCACAGUUGGGUCCUUGGGCACAGUGGGGUCAUACUUCGGCUUCUUUGAAUGGUUUGGAAAAUAUGAAGCGCCCCAGAUUAACGCACAGCGUUACGACGAGUGAAAGAUAUCACUUCAAUAAAGAUCCGUUGCCGGCAAUUCCUGGUGUGCUGGCGAGGAAGCUAACGAGGGGUAGUAGGAGGCUUGAUGGGAGGUUGAAUGAAUAUGGAGAUCCUGUUCCGAGGCCUUGUAUGGAUAUUUCUGGGUCGAAGAGUUACGAUGAUGAUACGUCUCAUGGAAAAGAAACGAUUCAUAAAAUGGAAAGGACUCAGUCUUCGCCUGAAGCUAGGACUUUACCUCCGCCUCCUGAUCCGCCCAUGACGAAAUCGGCAACGAAGGUUAUGCAGAGAACGGAUUAUGAUCCUACUAUGGAGAUAAGAGAGGGGAAGAGUCCACAGUCAUCGUUAGAUAUAGUUACAGAUAGAUGUGACGAUUCUGAUAGCGAUUAUAGUCAGGAAGAUGGCAUGGAUUCACCUUUAGAUCAACAGGGCCAUGUCGUUGCUUCUGUUCCUGUUUCCCCGAUGCAGAAGGAUGAGAUAACUUUCCACUCUCCCAAAAAUACCUCUAGUCAUGCAUCAAGUCCAGCCACCUCGACACCAAAUUCACUAGUAAUAUCACCGGAAUAUAAAGAACGAGUAUCAAUGUUUAUGCAAGGCCAUUCAAAAGUACCAAGUAAUAAUCAAGAUUCACCCCGCGCCUCAAAUCUUGAGGAUUUGAUAGAUCGCGAAAGAAUGAAAUACGAACAUCAAAUUCAUCGUGAGUAUCCAUUAAGACAUGGUCCUCAUAACGAUGAUAUCGCACUCAUGCCACCGCCGCUAGCAUUACCCCCAAAGCAAAGUCGACAAAGCUAUUUCAGCGAAAGCCCAGAAGAUUGGGAACCACGAACCCCUGUUACUCCAUUCUUGGGCAACGGACAGCAGCAGAGCAUGCAUGUAUCCUCUACCGUCUCAUUUACAUCAUCUACGGCGGCACGAAACACAACAUCGACAGAAGCGAGUAACCCUCGAAGGAAAGAUUUUUCAAGUGGUAAACACCCUAUGAAAAGUCCCUUUCCAUUUCUCCCAAUUCACAAAACACCAGACUCUUCAAAAGCGACAGGAUUAGCGGGGUCAUUGGGUGGGAAGUUCUCGGGUGCCUUCAAACGACUAUCCGGUGGUACGAAAACAGUGCCGAUUGAGAGAAAUGUGGUGAUUCCGAAUUCUAGGAGAAGUGCGACAGGUCCCGAUACACCAAUGCCGAAAAAAUCAGGGUUUAUGGGGAUCAAAGGAGCGCCGGAUGUGAUACAGAAGGGUAAUGAACAUCUUCAUGAUGUGGUAGAGAAGGUAAAAUUGAAGGUUAAUAAGAAAGAGAGGAGGAGGAGGGAAUUGAAGAAACAAAUUAUGGUUGUAGGGGUUAUGGAUCAAACUCCAGAUGGGAGGGCAUCUGAAUGGCUUUGA